AGCAGGUUCCUGGCUCCUGCCUGCCCCACUGGAGCCUCCUCCUGGACUGGUUUUUAGUAGCCUCGACUCUAUUGUCUUAAUUUUCAGCCAGGCCUAAUUUAGAUCUUAUCUGACUCAUUUAAACGCUCUUUGUGAUGGCUGAGGAUGGUCCUAAGUGACUAAUAUAAUCCCCCAAAAUAUAAACACAUCCAAAUCAGCUCUGGGAUGGGAACUGGUGCUUGAUGGAUGGUAUCCUGGAAACAUGAGCCGUCACACAGCCUGUUGCUCCUGUAUGCAUUUCCUCUGGACUGGAGCUAGCUUUUGUUUUAUUGUUUCCAUCUUUAAUUGAGAAAAAACCUGCAGCUUGUCUCGCAUGGUGUCUCUGAAGAACAAAGGGCAGGUGUUGCAGUGCAGGAUGUUGUUGCCCACCCUCCCCCUGGUGCCGUGGUUCCUGGGGCAGCGGCACAGCCUUGUCCCUUCUGGUGUUGGUGGUGACAGCCUGGGGCUACCCCCCGACCCGAGGGGCUCUGGGGGUAUCCUGUGCUGCAGCCAGCACUCGUCCCUUGGUGGUUUGUGUCUCCACACUGAACUGUUUUGUUUCCUGAGCGACAUCUCUGGACAAAGUAUUGCCCGCCACAAAUCCCCGCGCCUGCCCUGCGGGAGGAAGCACAGUUGGCUUCCAGGAAAGGUGUUCAGACCCCUGAGUCUGGAAAACCAUCAUUCCCUUCGUUCCUUCAAAGGCUUCCUGUGGGGUGGAAAACAUUCCUGCUGCGUAAGCUUGCUCCUUCCACCCCGUGCACGCAACCUGGUGAUGUCCCUGUGCUGUGUCCUCUGGGCUGGCGGAAGGUCUGAAUUCAGGGAAGAGAGGUCCCAAGGUGGUGGAAGAGGGGUUGGGUCCACUAGUCAGGGGCUCAGUGAGUGAGAGCUGCCCUGGGGGCUCUGCCACAUCACUCUGAGCUCAGGGCCAGGUCCCCUGACUUGCUCCUGGCUUGGUGGCUGUGCCAUUGGGACUGGCCCUUGUGCAGCUGGAGGGUUGUCAGGUUUCCAUGACUUCAGUUUCCUCGGUGUUGGCCCCUCUGCGGGUGGCUGGGGCAACUCUGGGCACUUCCAGGCCCAAAACACAGGGAGUGCAGCACAAGGUAUGGGCUUUCUCAUAACUGCUGAUUUCUUGAGGUCCAGGAAGGUCUGGGGAAGCUUCUUUUAAGAUAAGACAGUUCCAUAAAUACCCAGCUCUCAAUCAAACACUGAUUCAGGGAUUUUCUCAGGGUUGUGGGACAGGGAAGUGAAACUCUGGCACCACAUAUGUGUCCAAAGGUUCCCAGACUCAUUUCUGGGAAGAGCCUGGCAGUGUGGGAGCAGCCCUGGCCAUGGCUUAUCCCAGGGUUGGGCAGGGGGGCUCUGGUGGCUGCUGAAAAAUCCGGGAAGUGGCUCUGUUAACACAGGAUGGAAGGGACAAAAACCCCAGCAUCAUAAAUCACCUGCUUCGGCUGAGUGUGCACAUUUGGAGGGGAGUGUUUACAGAGCACUUCCCUUGCUCAGAGGCCUCCUGCACCCUCAGAGAAUUAAUGGCAUGACCUUAAAGGGAUGCGUGGCAUGCCCAGUGCUCUCACAACAGUUCCCAGAUGGGAAUGUCCAGGUCCUGUGAUGACACUGGGUGCAGAGAUGGGCAUGUCCCUCCCUCUUUGGGACCUUCCCUGGCCUUGGCUGCAGCCUGGCAGGAUGGGAUGGGGCAGAACAGGACUCAUCUCUCCACGGGGAGCUGGGCAGGAAUGAGGGAGUGAUGCAGACCAGGCGUGGAGCCAGGACAGAUGCUUGAGGCUGAAUAGUGCAGGGUGUUCAACACUUUCUCUGUACUAACACUUUCUCUAUCAGUACCACAAGACCAAACCUCACAGGAUCACCUGUUUCCAUGCCUGAAACACCCUGUUUGAGCAAUAAAUGCACCCACCAACAGGGCUGACCACGGGCCCAGGCUCUGCUUUUGGGGCAGGAGUUGACAGGGCCCUUUCCACAGCUGUGUGUCACCAGCUGGGGUCAUAAAAUUCUGGUUUGCCAGGGGCUCUGGGGGAGUGAUGUAACCUGCAAAAAACAGGGAUAGAGCUGGAUCUGAGCUACAUCCCGGGGUGAAGGUGCCUGUGCAGGGCUCCCCAGUGGGGUGAUGAGAGCCUCUGCAGCCACAUGGGACCCUUUGGGGACAGGGGCUUUCCUGGGUUUGGAGGGCUGUCACCUUGGCUGGCAGCUGGGUGUUGUGCAAGAGCUAAACUUGGAAGAAAAUCAGAAACCUCCCUCUGGAAAUACCCCUUGGGCUGGAAGUUGUGGAGAUCCUGGGGCCGAUGCUCGUGGGGGCGGUUCCUAAAGGGCUUAAGAAGGGCUGAGAUUGGAGCCAGCAGCCAGAAGGAGACAGCCCCGGCCAGAGGCACCCACUCCCGGUAAAGGGGGAAGGAAGGAAAGAAGGGAAAACCAGCCCUGCUGCUGCACUGUGGCUGAUGGAGCCGGCUCCUCUCCUUCUCCUCCUCAGCUCGCUGUGGGGCUGCAGCGGGCGCCCCGCUGACAGGCUGGUGGUGACACCACGGGAGCCGCUGGUGUCGUUUGGGGGCUCGACAGAGCUGAACUGCUCCUUGGCCUGCCCAGGGGGCAAGGUGGAAUGGAGGGGGCUGGACACCGCCCUGGGGACCAUCUCCUCCUUCUCCACCCACAGCAUCCUGCACAUCAGACACGCCACCGUGGCCACGGAGGGCACGAAGAUCUGCCAGGGCAGCUGCCACGGGCAGCACUACCAGCAAACUGUCAAGCUGAAGGUGUAUGCCCUCCCAGACCCGCUGAGGCUGGAGGCAUCUCCCCACAUCCUGCUCCCAGGACACCCCGCCAACCUGAACUGCUCGGCCAUGAACCUGUAUCCUAUCACUGGGAUGGCCCUCACCUGGUACCGGGGCCACCAGGUGGUGGAGGACACAGACUAUGAUUUUGAGGAGACCGAUGAGGAGCUGUAUAACAUCGUUUCCACCCUGUCCGUGAAAGGGACAGAGGUGACAGAAGGGGUGGAGUUCAGGUGCGAGGUGACGCUGCACGUCGGGCAGGAGACCUUCACCCAGGUGGCAUCUCUGCUGGCAAGUGCCAAGGCUGUGAAGGAGCAGCCGGCGACCAUGGUCACCUCCACAGCCAGGCCCGUGGCCACCACAGCCCUUCCUCCAGGGCCGAGUGUCCCUACAGGUGGCCCCACCACAGCACGGGAGUCCAACACUGGGACCACCCUGGACCUAGCUGCUAUCACCAACCCCCUCUCCACGGAGCCCUCUGCGCCCCAGGACCUCACUGCAGGCAGCCCCACGGCACGCGUGGCCACCACUGCCCUCCCUGGCUCUGGCACGGUGGGGACAGGGCCAUCUACAGGGACAGUGCCUGCCUGCAGCCUGCAGAUCUGGUCGCUGCCUCCCACCGGGACGCAGGGCAGUGCCCUGCGCAUCGAGUGCCACGCUCGGUGCACCGGGAACGCCACGGUGGGCUGGCUCCGGACCCCCGCCGCCCUCUCGCAGUACCGGGAGGAGUCUGCAGGCAGCAGCUCCGCUCUGCGGCUGGACCACGCCGAGCCCUGGCACCAGGGCCGCUACCAGUGCGCCCUGCUCGGCCCCCGCGCCCAGACCGUCAGCCUGGAGGUGAUGGUGGUGGAUGACUCCUUCAGCUCCAGCACUGCCAUUGUUAUGGGGACAGCAGGAUCGCUCUUGGGGCUCAUCGUGACCGGAGCCGUGUCUCGAUGCGUUUGGAAACGAUUCAGAUCUCGGUAGCAGCUGUCCUAGGAGUGGGAGCAGCCGGCUGCAGCCGUCCCUUCUGUCCCCCUGUCUGUCCGGCCUCGCCCGGCCCCUGGCCAGCAAGGAGCAGCGGGAGCAGGAGGGGGAGAACUGCCGCGGGAGGAAAAGCCUGGAAGGGCAACGAGCAGAGUGACACAGGGACGCGUCCGGGACUGGAUCCCCGCGGGCUGGCACCGAACACGGGGCUGGGUCCAGCGUUUGGGGCUCGGCACCGGCGGACGGGCCGGAGCACGAGGGCCGCUUGUCUGUCACAACAGAAACUCCGAGGCAGCCCCGGGGGGAGCGUGGGCUCGGCGGGCGGGUGGGACCGGUGCUCCAAUAAAGAGCUGUUUCCAUUCGA
This is a messenger RNA of Prinia subflava (tawny-flanked prinia), 4125 nucleotides long. RefSeq names its product mucosal vascular addressin cell adhesion molecule 1 (gene MADCAM1). NCBI's taxonomy places the organism in Eukaryota, Metazoa, Chordata, Aves, Passeriformes, Cisticolidae. Bases 2466 to 3761 code for a protein of 431 amino acids. The transcript is spliced from 5 exons. The record is from RefSeq and is a predicted model, not a curated record. Gene Ontology annotation, molecular function: integrin binding involved in cell-matrix adhesion. Gene Ontology annotation, biological process: heterotypic cell-cell adhesion; leukocyte tethering or rolling; integrin-mediated signaling pathway. Gene Ontology annotation, cellular component: membrane.